AUGUCAAAGACCACUCAGAAAUUGUCGAAAGAAGAUGAAUUGCUGUUAAAAGACUUCUCAGCUGCUGUAUCAGCAAAAGGCAGUGCUUUAUUUUAUGGCAAUUCGUCUGUGAUCGCAAUAGCACCUUUGUAUCUCUAUUAUGGUAUAUAUUUGAUGGAAAUAGCGGAUGCAUGGAAAAUUUGGUUGAUUUCAUCUCUGAUUGCUUCAUACCUCAUCAGUUUCGCUUAUAAAAAUAUCAAGCAUAUCCUUAAGCACAAAAUCGUUGUUAGACGAAGUGAUGCAAUUACUCGUGAAAUGAAUCGGAAAUUAGCAGAUGAAAAAAAAAUGUCUAAAAAAGAAAAGGAUGAAAGAAUUUUGUGGAAAAAAAACGAAGUUGGAGAUUAUGAGGCCACGACGUUUUCAAUCUUCUGGAAUAACACUCUUUUCCUUACUCUUUUUCUUAUUUUAUCUUUCUUCAUAUUUUCAUCAGCAUCACCUUCAACAAACUGUUUUUUUUCUAUGAGUGGUGCAGCUGGUUUAGUUGCGCUUUUUUCAACUGCUAAAUGA
Molecule: messenger RNA, 546 nt
Organism: Thelazia callipaeda (thelaziosis nematode)
Lineage: Eukaryota; Metazoa; Nematoda; Chromadorea; Rhabditida; Thelaziidae
Source: the annotation of a GenBank genome assembly